UCUCGCCUUUCUCCGGUUACCGGGACCGUUUCAGAUGUGUUUCUAUUUUCUCCAUCUUUCCCUCCGACCCGGAACUGCUCUGAGACAGAGAGAGAGAGGGUCGAGAGACAUAGAUCCAGAGGGAGGACGGUCCUGCACCCAGGUAUAACGUCUCUCUCUCUCUCGCGCGCGCUCUCUCUCUCCAUCACACUCGUCUAACUCCGCCUCGCGCUCUCCGCUCUGCACCCAACCGGUCACAACAACAACCGACCGCCGACCGUUCUGCGGGCCGGACCGAGACGGACCGAGCCGGACCUGAAACACAACAUGUCCCAGCAGCUGCCUCCGUGCGUGAUAGACUGCGGGACCGGGUACACAAAGAUCGGCUAUGCUGGAAACACAGAGCCCCAGUUCAUCAUGCCCUCCUGCAUCGCCAUCAAGGAGUCAGCCAGCGUAGGAGAACAGGCCCAGAGGAGACUCGUACGAGGAGUCGAUGACCUGGACUUCUACAUCGGAGAUGAAGCUGUAGACAAACCAAAUUAUGCAACCAAGUGGCCGAUCCGUCAUGGGAUGGUUGAAGACUGGGAUCUGAUGGAAAAGUUUAUGGAGCAGGUCAUCUUCAAAUACCUUCGAGCUGAACCAGAGGACCACAGCUUCCUCAUGACAGAGCCUCCUCUCAACACCCCAGAGAACAGAGAGUACCUGGCUGAGAUUAUGUUCGAGACCUUCAACAUACCUGGACUCUACAUCGCAGUACAGGCGGUGCUGGCAUUGGCGGCGUCCUGGACGUCCCGGCAGGUCGGACAGAGGACUCUGACUGGCAUCGUCAUCGACAGUGGAGACGGAGUCACACACGCCAUCCCUGUGGCUGAGGGCUACGUGAUUGGCAGCUGUAUAAAGCACGUCCCCAUCGCAGGGCGGGACAUCACCUUCUUCAUCCAACAGCUGCUCAGAGACAGAGAGGUGGGGAUUCCUCCAGAGCAGUCGCUGGAGACCGCCAAGGCUGUCAAGGAGCGGUACUGUUACAUCUGUCCAGACAUCGUGAAGGAGUUCACAAAGUACGACUCUGACCCGGGGAAAUGGAUCAAACAGUACCGAGGAGUCAACGCCGUGAGUAAGACCGCCUUCCACAUUGACGUGGGCUACGAACGCUUCCUGGGCCCCGAAAUCUUCUUCCACCCUGAGUUUGCCAACCCAGACUUCAUGCAGCCUAUCUCUGAUGUCGUGGAUGAGGUCAUUCAGAGUUGUCCAAUCGAUGUGAGGAGACCGCUCUACAAGAACAUCGUUUUGUCCGGAGGAUCCACCAUGUUCAGAGACUUCGGGCGGCGGCUGCAGAGAGACCUGAAGAGAGUGGUGGACGCCCGACUGAGACUGAGUGAAGAGCUGAGUGGAGGACGGAUAAAGCCGAAGCCGAUGGAGGUUCAGGUCGUCACACAUCACAUGCAGCGUUACGCCGUCUGGUUUGGAGGCUCCAUGUUGGCGUCCACGCCGGAGUUUUUCCAGGUGUGUCACUCGAAGAAGGACUACGAUGAGAUCGGCCCGAGCAUCUGUCGACACAACCCGGUGUUCGGCAUCAUGUCCUGAUGCUACAGCUACAGAUGGCUAGCCUGUUAGCCUAUUAGCCUGUUAGCCUGCUAUGUUGUCAGCCUGCUGCCCACUAGAUAGCCAGCCUGUUAGCCUGUCAGCUUGUUAGCCUGCGGGUUCUGCAGCUCGCUGGCCUGUUUACUUGCUAUCUGCUAGCCACCGGCCACUUAGCCAACAGCCUGUUAGUUUCCGCCCUAUUCAGUUGUUAGCCCGUUAGGCUACCAGACAGUUAGCAGGCUAGCUCAGCAUAAUCAAGCACACGGAGGUCUGGAGAGAGUGAAGCACAGACAGUUAGUGAAAAACGGUGAAAACAGCACAGAUAUGAGCUGAGUUUACACAGUUUUCUUUCCUCAUCGCGAUCAGAUGGGACCCCUGAAUACGAGCUGACACCAGAUUGGUUUUACUGCAGGUUUAAGAGUCUGGAUCAAAGAUUCACGUCAAGACAUCUUAACCUCGUUCCAGAUUAGACUGCUGCAGUAUGACCCUCCGGAUGAGUGGUGAAGAAUAAAAGUUUUAGCUUUGCCGGCGCUGAGAAAAGCCAAGGACAGAAUCCCUUUUCUUCUUUCGGUGUUUGAGUUCUGCCGCGUCGCCGAUCUUCUCUCUCCUCUUUACUCGUCUGUUCGCUCACUUCUUCCUCUGCAAGUGUCAGUCAGCGUGUUAGCGUGUUAGCUCUCGUCACGACUGGGUGAUCCACGUCUGUUCUGCAGACGCUGAUUGUGUCUCUAGCUGAGACUUAACACGGUUAGAGGCUGAAAUGAUCUGAUCACAUGAAGACUAAGAAACUGAACCUUUCAUGUUGAGUCAAUGGUUCCAUUUUCUGAUAAGGCAGGAUAUAUAAAGCAUUUAUAAGCUGUAAUUAAUUGAUGUUAAUAAAAACACAAGUGAGUGUCGUGCCGGAGGAGGAUUUUCCACAACCUGGCAGCCCAAAAGUUGUCGUUAAGAUCGUCUUAUAACUGAUCGGUAAAGCUUCAGUGAAUGAUUUAUCAACCAUUAACUGCAGCUUAUAAAGCCUUUAGAGAUGCUGCCGUAUCAGAGAGCGGUAGUGAAUUCAGGUUUCAUGAGUCUCACUGACAUGUUAAGUCUCUAACAACAGUGGAAAUGGAGUGUGUAACACUGCUGCGUCAUCUGUUGAAGGUCCGGGUUUGUGUCAUUCAGACACAUGUGUCUGUUACUAAAUGGUCCUUACUUUACUUUAUUUAAACGCCGGCAGAGAAUUGACUCUACUGAUUGUCUGAUAUCUUGUUGCUGUAAGUCCUCGUCUGGCAGAUGUUAACACCGAUGUCUAGAAGUGUGCAAAUAUCGCCAGGCGAAGAAAAUGCACUGGUGCUGAUUUGGAUCAGCGCGUCAGCUGCCUCUUUCUGUGGAUGCUUCUAUAUUUAUGUGUUGACCUGAUGUUUUCUCACGAUAAAAUUUCACAAAAAACACUUUGGUUCCAGUCACGUUAUCUGAAGAACCACUGGCCGGACUGCAGCGUAAGCUGAGACUGAGCAGGGUAUCAUGUUUUGUGGCGUAAGGAACACCGUGGCCUCUAGAGGGAGCUAGCAGGACCACAGGCGUGUCGCAGCAUAUCAGGUUCUCUAAGGGAUGUGAGGCAAAGAUGCGCGUGAGGCCAGAAUCACUUAAGAUACAGAUAUAGAUGCAGAAAAAGGCUCAGGUUAGCAGCCAACAGGCAACAUUUCAAGACUUGGAGCAGGAUUAUCCUCCAGGUAGAAGGAGGAGGAUCAAAAAGAUUAAAAAGAAUGAGAAUAGGAAUGACAACAUCCACUAAUAUGAGCAUCUCUCAUGUUGCGCAGUGAAGGAAUAUUAUCUCCGUCUUUGAUUUCAAUGUCUCUAAUAACUUUAUUCAGUAAAGUUAUUCCUGACUUUGUCACAUGCCGAACAGCAGAGUUGAGGUUGCUAAAGGGAGAAAAAAAGCAUUUUUGAGACUUUUGACGGCAGAGAGCAGGUCAGCAGCGGCGUCUGCAGCCAGUGUAGUGUUUUACUGUCUGUAUUUAUUUCUGUUUGUCGUCCUUCUGUGUUUCCUUCACAUGCAGCUCAGGGUCACAUCAGUCCGGUCGUAAACAGACUUUUCUUGUUCUUUACAGUUUAACGACUUUUAAGAUUUCGAGUCGGAUUAACUUCCAGGACUGACGUGACUCUGACUCACAGACUGUGAAUAACUGUGUGUGUGUGUCCUUCACCAUGUUGAUGUUACAGCCUGUAACAUAAACUACUGGACUCAGAGUGUUUAUAUUUGUGAAGAGCAAGAGUUUAUCAGAGUGGAAAACUAACACAUCACUAAUAUUACAAAGUUAUAUAUAGAAACACACACACACACAUAUAGCGUAUGUUGAGACAGGCAUCAAAGUGAUCCAGGAACAGGCCAAAACCACAGGUAGCACUGUCAGCUGACGUAUGGUGCGUUCAGGUACAAUCAUAUGAAACAAAGUGUCAUGUAGCAAUACAGAAUGUGUUUUUAUCAGCAGGUCCAGGAUCUGCACCAGUGCUGUUUUCUUUAAAUGGAUCUGUUUUAGCACAAAGUGCAGACUUGGGAUUUGUGGGUCCCGACUCGGGACUUGUUGGUCUUCCGUUUGACACAGCCUGCAGUGAACCUGUUCACGUUGUAUCUAAACACUCCCUAACUCGGCCCUGCAGGUGUGCGCGGGUGUUUGUGAUAAGCAGCUGCUAGAUGUAUCGAUUAUCACACCCGAUCAGCUGGCUGUGAUCAGAGGGGAUCUUGUGGUUUGGACCUGAGUCUCUGGUCUGUCUGAGCAGCUGAGGACAGCCGAGUGUAUAAAGGACACAACAGAGAUUUAGUUUUAUGACGACAUCCAGACGGAGCCGAUCGGAGGAAUGUUAACGAUCUGUGGUUUGAUACUGAGCUGCCGUCAAUAAACUCCCCAUCUCCAAACCGACUCUGCUCUCUGCUUCCAGGUAACGAGGGAUUCGGGAAAUAAAACAGGUGAGGUGGUGGAGCUGUAUGGGACAGAGGGAACAGGUAAGACGGAGCUGCUGUACCACCUGCUGUGUCGCUGUGUGUUGCCAAAAGCUG
This is a messenger RNA of Xiphias gladius (swordfish), 4594 nucleotides long. RefSeq names its product actin related protein 3B (gene actr3b). The transcript is spliced from 14 exons. The record is from RefSeq and is a predicted model, not a curated record. Gene Ontology annotation, cellular component: actin cortical patch. Gene Ontology annotation, molecular function: actin filament binding. Bases 307 to 1563 code for a protein of 418 amino acids. NCBI's taxonomy places the organism in Eukaryota, Metazoa, Chordata, Actinopteri, Istiophoriformes, Xiphiidae.